Molecule: messenger RNA, 699 nt
Organism: Polistes canadensis
Lineage: Eukaryota; Metazoa; Arthropoda; Insecta; Hymenoptera; Vespidae
Product: general odorant-binding protein 56d-like
Exons: 5
Coding region: 23-535 (170 amino acids)
Biological process (GO): sensory perception of smell
Molecular function (GO): odorant binding
Source: RefSeq, a predicted model, not a curated record
AGAAGACAGCAGCAGUCAUUUGAUGAUUAUACAAUUUACGAUCGAGCUGUUUACUAUAAAAAGAGAAGAGAAGAUUCAAGCAUCGUUCAGUAAACUUCAGACCUCGAUCUCGAGAAAAGUAUCAUCUAUCAAUAUGAAAAUCAUCGUUGCUUUCACAAUUGCUCUCUUCGUCGGUGCAUUGGCACUCACCGAUGAACAAAAGGCCAAACUUAAGGAAUACAAGGAUUCUUGUAUAGCCGAAACUGGUGUCGAUGCUGCAAUUGUGGAAAAUGCAAAGAACGGAAACAUCGCUGAAAAUGAUGAAAAAUUAUCUUGCUUCGCUGCUUGCUUUUUAAAGAAAAUGGGCAUACUAAGUCCGGAAGGAAAUCUUAACGAAGAAGUUUUAUAUGCCAAAUUACCGAACAGUAUUCCCAAAGAGAAAGCUGACGAAGUUUUCCAGAAAUGUAAAAGCCUUGGUGGCGCUAAUGUCUGCGAAAAAGGAGGUAAUCUGAUGAAAUGUUUCUUAGAAAAUAAAAAAUUCAUCAUAUUGAAUUAAAUAUAUUGUAAUUAAAUAUUGUAAUUAAAAUAAUCAAUAUUUUUUUCAUACUUUUGUCAUAUAUAUAUAUAUAUAUAUAUAUAAGUGAAUAAUUAAUUGUAAAUUGAUAAUUACAACACAAGCAAAUACCUUCCAAUUGUUUUUCAAAUAAAGUACAAUAUUUU